AUGGCAGCGACGGUGGCUCCAAAGAAAAAAGACGCCACGCCGGUGACUUUAGGGAUGGAAGAUAACAAUGAUGAGUGGGGCUUCUUCUUCAGAAAUUUUGAUGCUUUCGGCAAUUUGAGCUCUAAUGAUGGUUCACAAAAUGAUCAAGUUGGUAUGAAUUCUGAAGUUGCAUCUGUCAUUAGGGAAUUCACCGAGCCAUUUAGACAAGAUGAUGAUUAUGAAAAUGAAGAAGAAGAAGCAGAGCAUAUGAACACGGUUAAUACCCAUCCUGUGCUGCUAGUUGCAACUGCUGAUAACUUUGAAGGGUUGCCACCUACAAUUAGGCGUUGUUUCAGCCAUGAAACGAAAAUGGGAGGUUUGACCGAAGACCAGAGAGUGGAAAUGCUAUCCCAAUCACUUCACCUUAUCUCUGAAUUGGUUCCAGAUACUUGUACAGAGGAUGUUGUAAAAGAUAUGUUUGGACAGACUUUUGGUUUCAUGCCAAGGGAUAUUAGGGCUUUAGUUGCUGAUGCUAGUUCAAGUUUGAUUCCUAUUAAUGGCAGUAGCUUUGAGAAGUUGGGUGACAGCAAAGAAUUCAUGGUCAAAGCUUUGGAGCGGUCAAAGAAAAGGAAUGCAUCGACUUUGGGGAAUCCCAAGGUCGCUAAUGUUAAGUGGGAGGACGUUGGUGAGCUGGAAGAUGUGAAAAAAUCUAUUCUUGAUACAGUUCAACUCCCCUUUCUGCAUAAAGAUUUGUUUUCAUCUGGGCUACGUAAGCCCUCUGGUGUUCUUCUCUAUGAUCCUCCUGGUACAAGGAAAGGCAGCUUUCAUGAAUGGGAACGCGUCAGCGGGGAACAAUCCUGGCUGAGAAAGGAACUCCUUUCCAAUUGCGAUAACAUUGAAUGGCAGGUGGAUGAGCUGGAAAAGACUAUUUUUGUAGCUGCUAGAGACCCUUCUUUGUAUGAAAGGAUCGGAUCUGUUGGGCUCACCAUACAUGACGAACUCCUUUCAAAGGAGAAAAUUAUAGAGGAUUUGGGUUCAGAAAUGGAAAGUACAUCUAAUCGUCUUGAUUUUGUUCAGUUAUGUGGUAGUAAUCCUUCUGAGGGGGUGUUUGUUGGGCUGCUUCUUUCAAUAUCAUUAACAACAGUGGUUUGAAGUUUUUGAUGGAAAAGAAUAGUGUUAAUGCUCUUCAUAGAAAAGUAUGUUGGUAGUUUAGGAAAU
Messenger RNA from Lactuca saligna, 1197 nucleotides. Lineage: Eukaryota; Viridiplantae; Streptophyta; Magnoliopsida; Asterales; Asteraceae. The record is from the annotation of a GenBank genome assembly.